Messenger RNA from Papilio xuthus (Asian swallowtail), 3554 nucleotides. RefSeq names its product katanin p60 (gene Kat60). Gene Ontology annotation, cellular component: microtubule cytoskeleton. The coding region runs from base 263 to 1882 and encodes 539 amino acids. The transcript is spliced from 10 exons. NCBI's taxonomy places the organism in Eukaryota, Metazoa, Arthropoda, Insecta, Lepidoptera, Papilionidae. Gene Ontology annotation, molecular function: ATP hydrolysis activity; ATP binding; microtubule severing ATPase activity. The record is from RefSeq and is a predicted model, not a curated record. Gene Ontology annotation, biological process: microtubule severing.
UGUCGUGUUGUGGACUGAUCAACGAAAUUUAUGAAGUUUGUUUUGUCUUCAAAAUUUAGAUUUUUGUAAAUUCUGUGGCCAUGAGAUAAAUUAUUGACCUAAGAUAAAACAAUAUUUUUGCUAAAUAUCACAUAACAAUAUUACAAUGGAGUUAAAUUGUGUUGGAUUGUAAAAUAUGAGUUAAGUGCUUUUCUUCAUUUGAUGUCACACGCGAUUCCAGUCCACGAGUGGAAAAGUAAAAUUUUAGCGAUAGGAUCGUUAUAUGCACGCAGCGGGAAUGACAAUAAUGGCAGUUUCUGUUGGCGAAAUUUGCGAGAAUACGAAGCUGGCUCGAGAAAUGGCUCUGAUGGGUAACUACGAAUCAGCACUUGUCUACUACGAGGGAACCGUCCAGAUGAUCCACAGGUUGCUGAUCACAAUUGCUGAUACAACCCGCAAGUCCAAGUGGCAGUUGGUACAAAAGCAGAUGGCGAGAGAAUACGAACAACUAAAAGCGACUGUCGCAACGCUCCAAAUGUUCCAGCAUGAAGGUGAAAAAGCUAUCACUCCGCUUACGACUAAUUACGAGGAGCUGCCGACGCGAGACCAGAUGUGGGGGGCUGCACCUCACGAGAUCGACCCGGACAUCUGGCCGCCGCCGCCGGACCGCGACCCCAACGCAUGGCCGCCCCCUACCAGCGUUGAGCACAAAGGUCCGCCAGCGAUGAAGUCUGCUCGCAACAACAUCCGCAACAAUCGAGACAACAAGAAGCCGUCCACUGCCCAGCGUAAUGCCACCACCUCGCAGCGCAAGACCUCUGAUAUCAAGAACCCCAAGCUCAAUACUAACAAGGCUCAUAGUGCAAAGACAAAGGAGUCCAACAACAAAGAUCACAGCGGCAAAGACAAGCAGGACAGGGACAACAACAACGGUGAUACAGACGACGAGCGACACAAAGAUGAGGAGCGGCGAUUUGAACCGCCAUCAGCUGCUGACACAGACCUCGUUGAUAUGCUUGAGAGAGAUAUAGUACAAAAGAACCCUAACAUAAGAUGGGAUGACAUCGCGGACCUGACGGAGGCCAAGAGGCUGUUAGAGGAAGCGGUCGUCUUGCCAAUGUGGAUGCCGGACUUCUUCAAGGGAAUCAGACGUCCGUGGAAAGGUGUGCUGAUGGUGGGACCACCAGGCACAGGAAAGACGAUGCUGGCCAAGGCGGUGGCCACGGAGUGCGGCACCACUUUCUUCAAUGUUUCCUCAUCUACCCUCACAUCUAAAUACCGCGGAGAGUCGGAGAAACUCGUACGAUUGUUGUUUGAAAUGGCGAGGUUCUACGCGCCGAGCACGAUUUUCAUCGACGAGAUAGACUCGCUGUGCUCGCGGCGCGGCUCCGACAGCGAGCACGAGGCCUCGCGCCGCGUCAAGUCUGAGCUGCUCGUGCAGAUGGACGGCCUCGGAUCCGCCACUGAUGAACCCGCAAAGGUAGUAAUGGUGCUAGCAGCAACUAACUUCCCGUGGGACAUAGACGAGGCGCUGCGGCGACGUUUAGAGAAGAGAAUCUACAUACCGCUGCCGACGCAGGAGGGCCGCGAGGCGCUGCUGCAGAUCAACCUGCGUGAGGUCAAAGUCGACCCCGAGGUGGACCUCAGGCUGAUCGCUAUGAAACUAGACGGAUAUUCCGGAGCUGAUAUAACGAAUGUUUGCCGUGACGCAUCAAUGAUGUCGAUGCGUAGGAAAAUAGCUGGUUUGAAACCGGAACAGAUCAAGCAGCUGGCGAAAGAGGAACUCGACCUUCCAGUAACAAGGCAGGAUUUCCUCGAAGCACUCGCUAAAUGCAACAAGUCCGUGUCCAAGGGGGACAUACAGAAAUACCUCACGUGGAUGGACGAAUUUGGAUCAUCCUGAUUCACGUAGUCUAACCUAAAAGACCAUAAAAAAUGCAAUAACAGUGUGAAACACGCUUUAAGUUGUAUAAAUAACGUGUUUAAAUUUGAUAUAAAAAUUUCCCUUAUUGUAGUAGAUAAGUAUGGAAUAGUGGAAUGUUGCAGUAUUAAUAUGACUGAUGCAAAGGUUUGAAUACAUAGCACUUGGAACAGAAUUUUAUUAGAAAAAUUAUUUGAAUCAUGUCUUAUUUUAAAAAUUAAUACUUUUUUGCUUCAUAAUAGUUAUUUUUGUACAAUAAUCAUUACAACCGAAUUAAAUAUCUUUGUUAAUUAUUUUAUUAUUUUUAAUUUGGAAGUCAACAAACUUGGAAGUUAACAAGAAGAUAUUGUGACCUUUUUCGAAUAACUUUAUAAAUAAAAUAUUUGUAACAGGCCUUUUUAAUCUAGUUUUUAGAGCAAUAUAGCUAAUAUUUGGUUUAUAACAAUGUUUUUAGUGUAUUCAAGCCUUUGUUAGAUUUUUUUACAACGAUAGUAAUUUUGCCACUGAAAAGAUAACAUUCCCGCUGGAACAAAUGCAAUGUAUAUAGACAAUAGUGAUUAAAAUUUUACCUAACACUGACUUCACACAUAUUUAAAAACAUAUAUUUUGUAAAUUUCUAGCGGUUUAAAUUUUUUGGUGUAUAAUAUUUUCUACUACGGCUUAAUUUAACUUGCUAGCUUCAAGAUCUGUGUUCAAAGUUAACUAAACUAUAGUAAGUCGUGAUCUUUGUACUUAAAUCAUAGUUUUAUUUUGAGAUUUAUAACUGGUUUAGUUGAUAAUUUUUAUGCCAUAACUAAUUUAUGUGUAAUUUUUUUAUAGAAAUUUUAUAUAGAUUUUUUUUUCAAUUAUGUUUGUUGAUUGUAUAAAGAUGAGAUAUAUAUUUGGCAUUGUAUACAUUCGCUCAAUUUAAAUUAAUAAACUUUUGUUAGCUUUAGAUGUAUGAUAGAAAAUUUUUAAGUUGUUCGUCGAAAAAUUUUGCCCUUACGUGAUGCCACAUGUCCCUUUCCUUAUUGAAUAUUUUAUAAAUAAUGUAGUUAUAACUAAAUUAAACACUCAGUACAAAACAACAAUAUCGCAAAUUGUCAAUAUUUUGUAGUAGAAACUUGUUAUGCGAUUAUUUUAAAUUAAUUCAUCGUUUAUAAAAUAUUUGGUUUCUAAGACCAAAAUCUCCGUUGAAAACAUGUAAUAAGUGAGAAACCAACUGUAAGAUAAUGAGGUUAGCUAAACCUACAGGGUAAGGUACGUCUAAAAUAGAACUUAUCUUAACUACAUCAUAAUCGUUUAUUUUGUAUUGGACAUUUUGAUUGAAUAAAUAUUACCCAACUGACAUACGAACAAAAUAAUAUUUGUAUAAAUAAAAUAUGACAUUUCGUUUCCAUCGUAAAAAAAAUCAGGAUAAAUGAUGAGUAUGUGUAAAAAUAUAAUUGUCCAAAAAAAGUUGACAAAGCUGUUUUUAUGGAGAUAUUAUCAAUUUACGAUAUUGUUCUGAGGUAACAAAAAAUAACUUUUAAUAAUCAUUCUCCGCAUCUUCUCAGAUGUUCGGUGAAUAUAACUUUAUUUAAUGAUGCGAUAUUGGUACAAAAAAAUAAUAUUUUUGCAACAAUGUUAACCACCUUUGUAUAACGGAAACAAAAAUAAAACGAUUUUUAAGAAA